This is a messenger RNA of Aspergillus calidoustus, 1058 nucleotides long. The record is from the annotation of a GenBank genome assembly. NCBI's taxonomy places the organism in Eukaryota, Fungi, Ascomycota, Eurotiomycetes, Eurotiales, Aspergillaceae.
AUCGUCAAUUCCAUUCUGCUAAAUCAAGCUGCUUACGCGAAAUUGCGAUGAGUCGAUGCAACGAAUCGGAGAGCGAGGUCGCUGGUUUCCGGAGGCUGAACCAUGUUUCGCUGGGCAUCGCAUUCGCGUACCUGACUGGAAAAUAGCACAAACAGACCUCCUAUAUAAAGAUCGUGUCCAGAUGCAGGAAGCUUCGUUAAUCACAUUCGCACUGUCGCAUUCCUAUCUUCACAAUGAAAUUUCUCCUCCUCAUUCUCCCCUUAGUGUUCGCUCUCUGCGCACAGGCCGCAGAGUGGCACGCCCACUACCGCAUGACCUCUGAUGAAUACCAGUCGACUGCCGAUUACUACGUUGGCCAGGGUUACCGAAUCAAGUCCGUAAGCGGGUACGAGCGCGACAACGAGGACAACUACGCCGCGAUUUUCGAAAAAAACAAUGGAGUAGCCUGGGUCUCACACCACCGAAUGACCUCCGCAACCUACCAGACCAAGUUUGGCAAGUACGUCGCGGCCGGGUAUCGCCUCCGGCAGGUCAACGGAUACAGCGUCAACGGCAACGUCUACUUUGCCGCCAUUUGGGACAAGUCCCCUGCCCCCGGCGCAUGGGUGGCUCGCCACAACAUCAACGGUGCCUCUUUGCAGAAAUGCACCGAUACGUAUAUUGCGCAGGGAUACAAGGUCACGCACGUCAGUGCCUACGAGGUGAAUGGUGAGGCGCGCUUUGCGGCGCUGUGGGAGAAGGUCAACGACGGAACAGCCUGGUGGGCGUGGGCCAAGAUGACCGCAGCGGAGUAUCAGAAGAAGUUCAACGCCUAUUUAAAAGACGGGUAUCGCCUAAUCAACGUAAACGGUUAUGCCAUUGGCAAUACGGUCUACUACGCUGGUAUCUGGGACACUUCCGCCGCGUCCGGAGCCUGGCUUGCACGCCAUGGCAUGGAUUCGGCUACCUUCCAAAGCCUCUUCGACAAAUACAAGGCUGCUGGCUACGUGCUUCAGGUUCUGAGCGGAUAUAAUACUGGGACUGCGGACCGGUAUGCUGCGCUUUGGAUCGAGCCCUGA